Molecule: messenger RNA, 1150 nt
Organism: Heterobasidion irregulare TC 32-1
Lineage: Eukaryota; Fungi; Basidiomycota; Agaricomycetes; Russulales; Bondarzewiaceae
Exons: 5
Coding region: 11-940 (309 amino acids)
Source: RefSeq, a predicted model, not a curated record
GGUGCCUCCGAUGCCCCCUGCUGAGGUUCUGAAUACUUUGGCAGUCAACUCGGCAUCCUUGGGAUUCCAAGUGACUUCACGCGAGGUGAAAACCCAGGUGGCUUGGCAGCAGCGUAUAUUCAUCGGUGAUAUGCAGCGGUUCAACAUGGUAGAGAUCGGACCGAGCACGACUGCCAAGGAGGUGCUCGACAUGCUGGAUCGCCAAGGACAGUUGGAGCAGUGGGUUGGAUCUGGUAGCUGGAUGCUCUACGAAGUUGCUCAGGAUUUCGGCAUGGAGCGGCCCAUCCGAAACUUCGAGAUCGUUUCUGAUGUCAUCAACUCUUGGGACAAAGAUAGGACUGUGAAUGCCCUCAUAACGCGAAAGACUCAUAUGGCAGCUGUACUGCAUCCAUCCGCCAUGCCGACUAGCUCUCCUGUGUGCAGUGGUUAUGUCGAAUACGAGAGUAAAAAGGGCAAGUGGAACAAGCGUUGGUUAGAAUUGCGGGAGCAUAGUUUGUGGCUCUCCAAGCGUGAUACUGGGAAAGACGCGACCUUUGUUUGCUCGCUGUCUAAUUUUGACGCCUACCAGAUGACUCGUCCACACAAGGCGCCGAAAACCUUUGUCUUUGCCGCGAAGUCCACGGACAACCUCCACUUCUUUGAAAAUACUGCCGAUUACGUGCACGUCUUCUCUUGCGGAGAUAAGGACGGUGAGAAUUGGUUGCAAAAGAUCCUUUUGGCUCGUUCCUACAUGAUCAACCAAGAGCGGCACAUCAUUACGAGUCAGGGUGCGAGCGCGAGCGCUUCAGCAUCUUCCGGAGGCAGCAAACUUGCACGAGCGGGGACUCGUAAAGGUCAACGUCCUGCUCAACCUUUGGUCGCUGUAUCAGCGCCGCUGUCUGCGAUGAACACGCCAAUGGCAGCUGUAUUCGAACCUGGGUCGCUGCUAUCAAAGCGGUGACCCGGAAUGUUUUUAUGUUGAUCAUAUACUCAUCUCACACCUUCACACGCUCUUUAGACCUUUUGUAUGUUUCAACACCCCAGUCUACUAUCCGCUCGUUAUCCUUCACAUCUAUCUCACUGUAGCUCCUUCGUAAUGUAUUCGGUACUAGCACGCUUCACCAUUGGUGGAAUAUUAUAUAUCUGAAUAACAAGGCAUCCAGCAAUCAAG